Molecule: messenger RNA, 4995 nt
Organism: Menidia menidia (Atlantic silverside)
Lineage: Eukaryota; Metazoa; Chordata; Actinopteri; Atheriniformes; Atherinopsidae
Source: the annotation of a GenBank genome assembly
CUGUCAGCGGGCAGUCCGGCUGUGGGCACCGCGGCUAAAGCAGAGAGCAAGACCAAAAUAAAGCACGAUGUCCCUGAGAACGGCUGCUCGCACCAGCACGGUGGUAAAGACCUUCAUAUCCCAUUCGAAAAGGAUGUCGAGAGCCCUGUUGUGUACUUCACCAACAUAUCCAUUGGUGGACGAGACUAUUCCUUCAACAGUGAUGGCUACCUGUCCAAUCCGCUGCUCGACGUGAUCUCCUACACUAAUGGAAGAGGCUGGGAGGAGGUUGGCUGGUGGGAGAAUGGACACCUGCGCCUCCGUUACCACCCCUGGUCUCGUUAUGGCUCAUUUUUGAAGCCCCUCGAUGACUCCCAGCACCUCCGAGUUGUCACUCUGGAAGAGCGGCCCUUUGUCAUCGUGGAGCCUGCUGAUCCCGGGACCAGCUCCUGCAUCCGAGACUCUGUCCCCUGCCGCAUGCCUGUCAACUCCAGUUUGGUGGUGGAUAGCACCGGGCCCAUGAAGCACUGCUGCAAAGGCUUCUGCAUCGACGUCCUAAAGCGCCUGGCAAAGAUUGUGGGCUUCACCUACGACCUGUACCUGGUGACAAAUGGACGACAUGGCAAGAAUAUUGAUGGGGAAUGGAACGGCAUGGUGGGAGAGCCGCAGCCGCUGCUGCCAGAGAUGACCGGAGGUGGAACUUCAUGCUGGACUGUGACCAUGCGGCCUUUUGGGAAACGCAUUUUUGAUGAGGAGCGAAACUACUUCAAGCUGGCUGACAUGGCCAUAGGAUCUCUCACCAUCAACGAGGAGAGGUCAGAGGUCGUGGAGUUCUCCGUCCCGUUCGUGGAGACUGGAAUCAGCGUCAUGGUGUCUCGAAGUAAUGGCACCGUGUCACCUUCUGCUUUCCUCGAGCCCUACAGCCCCGCAGUGUGGGUGAUGAUGUUUGUGAUGUGCCUGUCAGUGGUGGCUGUCACCGUCUUCAUCUUCGAGUUCUUCAGCCCCGUGGGAUACAACCGCAGCCUGCAGAGCGCCAAGAAGUCGGGUGGGUCAAAGUUCACCAUUGGGAAGUCCGUCUGGCUGCUGUGGGCGCUGGUUUUCAACAACUCGGUGCCUGUGGAAAAUCCCAGAGGAACCACCAGCAAAAUCAUGGUGCUGGUGUGGGCCUUCUUUGCUGUCAUCUUCCUGGCCUCCUACACUGCCAACCUGGCUGCCUUCAUGAUCCAAGAGGAGUACAUUGACACAGUGUCAGGGCUGUCGGAUAAAAAGUUCCAGCAGCCCACCGAGCAGUACCCGCCGCUGCGCUUCGGCACCGUGCCCAACGGCAGCACCGAGGAGAACAUCCGCUCCAACUACCCCAACAUGCACCAGUACAUGAUCCGCAACAACCAGAAGGGUGUGGAGGAGGCCAUCGACAAUCUCAAGACCGGAAAGCUGGAUGCCUUCAUUUACGACGCCGCAGUGCUGAACUAUAUGGCCAGGAAAGAUGAGGGCUGCAAGGUGAUGACCAUCGGAUCCGGGAAGGUGUUUGCCACCACGGGCUACGGCAUCGCCCUGCACAAGAACUCUCGCUGGAAGCGCCCGCUGGACCUGGCUCUGCUGCAGCUGGUCGGAGACGAUGAGAUUGACAUGUUGGAGCGUCUCUGGUUGUCAGGUAUCUGCCACAAUGAUAAGAUCGAGUUUGGCUCUCCUCUCCCGCAGGUGAUGAGCAGUAAGCUGGACAUUGACAACAUGGCAGGAGUGUUCUACAUGCUGCUGGUGGCCAUGGGCCUCAGUCUGCUGGUGUUUGCAUGGGAGCAUCUGGUGUACUGGAAACUACGGCACUGUGUGAAGAAGUCCGGUGGGAUGGACUUCCUCCUGGCUCUCAGCAGGGGAAUGUACAGUUGCUGCCAGUUUGAGGAUGAGACAGCACCAGGAGGAGGCAAGAGCUCUCUGCCCCAAUACCACACUGUGACCACGAUGCCUACUGUCCCCCAGCAGCACCUGGUGACGGCCCCACUGAACAACACAACAGCCAUCGCCAUGGUUCAGCAACAGCAGCAGCAGAAGCAUCACCAACAGCAACUGGGGCAAACAUACACAACUAUGUUACCUGGAUCGCCACCCAAUACAGGACAUUCAGCAAUGGCUUUGGGCCCAUCAAACAGCCCCUUACUGGAAGGUCCAAUGCCCUGCUCCACCUUUUUGCCUCGCCAUGAUCGCAGGCUGGCUGUUGUCGAUCGCUGGAACCGGCCAAAACCUGAGAAAGUCAUGAGUGCAGGCAGCAGUGGAGGGGUGGGUGUAGGGGGGAUUGCAGGGGGGAUCACUGAACUACAGGCCCAACAACAAUAUCAGCAAAACCUCGGACAGCACUGGAGUUUGCAAGGGGGAGUUGCGGGAGGAGGAGGAGGUGACACAGGGCUAGAUGAAUACAAGCGUUACUAUGGUCCUAUAGAUCCAGAGGGCCUGGGAGCCAACACGGACCAGCAGACAGGGGGUCCUCAGCAGACUCCCAAAGCCAAUCCUCGAGGCCUUAAAGCCUCAGGGAUGCCACGGCCGCCUCCUAAAGGUCCCCAGCAAGGCCAGGGACAUUUAAUCCCCAAGCCACCUCCACUGAUGCCAUCAUCUCCACGAAGGCCGCCCUUCUGGAGACGGGGAAGUCUAGCUCAGGCAAGGAGAAAAGGCUCAGGAGGCCCCCUGUAUGAGAACAUACUCCCUCUGGGGAGACGAGGAGGUGGGAGAUAUGGAGCGAGUGAUGGAGGUGGAAGGAGGGGACGCCGACCGCCUCCGCCCCCUCCUCUCCCGGUCCCCCUUUCUUCUCCAACACACACCCCCACCACUCCUUCCUCUCCUUGCCGUUUCUAUUCAUCCUGCUCCAGUGCCUCCUCCUCCUCCUCUUCAUCUUCAUCAUCUUCAUCCUCCUCUUCAUCAUCUGUUUCGCUUUCCCGGUCAAACUCCCCCUCUUGCUCCAGUGACAGCUCAUACAACUCCUCACUGAGUUUCCGUUACCGAGCAGGUGAUCGGGAUUUAAUGGUAGACGACGAAUAUGACUCGGACCUUCUCACGGAGGAGUCGAGCCUCCUUCUGGGCUCUCGGAGGAAAAUUCGCUCCCGGCGCAUGUCGUCUCGCUCACUGCCAUGCAGCCCGCCACCUCCUCCCGUCCCACCACGGAAACCAAAACCACAGAGGGUUUACGGGAGAGAGAGAACGGGCAGCCAACUGGCCCAAUUACAGGAGUGGUGGGCCUCGUGGGGUGACAGAGAGCGGGGGAGGGGAGGGACAACCCCCAGAGCAAUCGGAGGGGUCGGUCGAGAGGAGAAGAGACACCACAAAGAGAGAGAACGCGAAAGGAAGAGAAGAAAGAAAGGCCGAAAAAAGAAGAAAAGGGAGGAAAGAGAGAGGGAAAGGGAGCGGAAGCGACGCAAAGCAAAAAAGAAAAGGAAGAAAGACGACAAGAUGAAGAAAAGAGAGCGAAAGAGGUCAGAGCAAGAGGGCGGAGAUCCUGAGAAAAGAGAGGAACUAAAAUCAGGAACACCGGACUUCCCGUCAUACCCGCCUUUGAGACGAGAGUCAUUUCGGAAAAAGAGUGAGAGUUCAAUUAGGAGCUAUGGAUGGAACAUACCGGGGGAAGAUGAGAGGAAGGAACGAGAAGAGAAAGAGAGGGAUGAAGGGGAAGACAGCAGGAUAAAGGAAAGACAGCCCAGAAGAAGGAACAGCAAGCAUUAUCAUGGCGCCAGUUGUAAACCUUCUACAUCUGUCAAGUUCUGGGGAGGAGGGAAUCCAUCUUCUGACGCCACCCCAUCUGCCUUUCUUCCUUUGUUACCUGUUUCCUCCAAAAGGAGGAAGAGUAAGAGUUCAGACAGAGACGCCGCAGGAAUAGAGGGUGAGAGGAGACCAUUGUUGGGUCGGAAUGAAAGAGGUGAGAUUCCCCCCAAAGAGGGCCUGUCCUUCCAUGAGUGGGAGUCUGAAAUGGAGGAUGUGGAGGAUUCUGAGCCAGACAGAAGAAAAGCAGAGCAUGGGAAAAGGCGAGGAGGAAGGACUAUAUCUGAUGAAGAAAGAGAAAGGGAUAAAGUAGUUGGGAUUUACUCCGAUGAUGAUGGAUCCUCUGGAGAAUUUGGAAAGUUUGAGAGGUACUGGGAAGAUCACGAAGGAAGAGCAGUGGGAGGGAUUGGAGGGGGUGGUUGGUUUUUCAGUACUUAUCCCUCAAGGGACAAAAGUGGCAGCAUCAACAGUAGAGACGACCUGUUCCUGGAGCGUGGAGACAGGUGGGGAACGGCAGAGAGUGGCUGGGGUUCCAGUGCAGGUGGUGGUGGCAGGGCAGAGAGAGGGUGGGGAUCUGGUUCUCACUGGCCUCCACCUCCUCUCACCCCGCCACCUCCACGCCGGUAUUGGUCAGUGGAUAAACUCCACAUUCAGGACGAGAAGAAGAGUAAGCGUAAGUCGAAAGACAAGGGAAGAGGGCACGCGGCCUGCUCCUCCUACCAUUCCCCAAGGCGACAUGCUCACCCCUCCAAAUGGGCCGGGGUGACAUCACGAAGCCAGGAGGAGCUGUACCACCACUGCCAGAGUUUUGGUGGUCCUUCAAAGCCCAAACACGACUCCUCAUCCAAACCCGACCGAUCACACAAUCCAUCUAAAUCUGGCAGCCAGACAAACCUCAGUAUCCAGCAACGAACACAGAGAACAGACAGGGAUCGAGAUAGAGGGAGACAGCCAUCCCCACCUCAGUCUCUCAUACCCAACUUGCCACCACCACUUCCUGCUCUCCCAGCUCCGCCUUCAUCAUCUCACUCUAUCCAUGCUCCUCCCCACACCUCUUCUUCUUCUAUAUCGUCCCCCUCUGUGGUCUCGUCCACACAGGGUGCCCCCCAGGCCUCCUCCAUGGCUUCGGCAAGUGCUAAACUGCAGUACCAGAGACUGCGCUCUGUUCCCCAGCCCCAGAGAUUUCCUCCUUCUCCUCACUUACCCCUCAAAACCAAGAGCCUUUGCUCCCGGAGAGGCUCAGCCCAUUUCUCCAGCGUGGAGAGUGAAGUCUGA